GAGAGCAGAGCAAAGCGCUCGGCGGAGCCCGGAGCUGCACUGUGCGCGGAGCCCGCCGAAGCCCUGCGAGCCGAGCCGAGAGGAGGCAGCGCCGCUGAGUCGGCCACCGCACGCUGACCGGGCGCUCCUUGCCGCCGCAACCAGGACCCUUGGGACGCCGGGCUCGUCCUGUGCGUCCCCCGCCAUGCGUGCCGGGCUCCGCAGCUUUCCGGAGCAGCCCAAGCGAGGAGGGUACGGGAGCCCAGGCCGAGGCGCGUCUCGCUGAAGUAGUUGGGUGGCCGGGGCAAGGGGUCGCCACGUCCGGGGUGCGACCGGGACCCGCGGAGUUGGCCCCCGAGCGCGGGGAGCGGGGCCACCCGCGCCGCCUCACCAUUACCUCCCCAGGAGGCAAGGAGGAGCUGGUGGCGGUCGCCUCCCGGCUGUGGCAGCGGCGGCGGCGCGCCUGCUUGGCGGCCGUCGGCGUGCUCCUGGCCAUGGCGCUCGGGCUGCUCAUCGCCCUGCCUCUGCUGCUGCAGGCGGCGCCGCCCGGCGCGGCGCACUACGAGAUGAUGGGCACCUGCCGCAUGAUCUGCGACCCCUACAGCGCCACACCCGGCGGGGGCCCAGCGGGAGCCAAGGCCCCACCGCCCGGACCCAGCACAGCGGCCCUGGAAGUCAUGCAGGACCUUAAUGCCAACCCUCCGCCUCCCUUCAUCCAGGGACCCAAAGGCGACCCGGGGAGGCCGGGCAAACCAGGGCCGCGGGGUCCCCCUGGAGAGCCAGGGCCACCUGGACCCAGGGGUCCCCCGGGAGAGAAGGGCGACUCGGGGCGGCCGGGGCUCCCCGGGCUGCAGCUGACGACGGGAGCGGCUGGUGGCGUCGGAGUGAUAGGCGGCGGAACCGGGGGCGGUGGCGACUCUGAGGGCGAGGUGACCAGCGCGCUGAGCGCCGCCUUCAGCGGCCCCAAGAUAGCCUUCUACGUGGGACUCAAGAGCCCUCACGAAGGCUACGAGGUGCUCAAGUUCGACGACGUGGUCACCAAUCUCGGCAACCAUUACGAUCCCACCACAGGCAAGUUCAGCUGCCAGGUGCGCGGCAUCUACUUCUUCACCUACCACAUCCUUAUGCGCGGCGGCGACGGCACCAGCAUGUGGGCAGACCUCUGCAAGAAUGGGCAGGUUCGCGCCAGCGCCAUUGCGCAGGACGCUGACCAGAACUACGACUAUGCGAGUAACAGCGUGGUGUUGCACCUGGACUCGGGGGACGAGGUGUACGUGAAGCUCGACGGUGGGAAAGCGCACGGAGGCAAUAACAACAAGUACAGCACGUUCUCGGGCUUUCUUCUGUACCCGGACUAGGGGAGCAGAGGGCGCGAGGGGGGGGGCGGCUUCAGGCUGCUCCGUCGCCUCUGGGGCGCACGGCUAUUUGCUUCUUGACACUUCCUGACAUCUUGGUUGGAAAAGACACGUCCCGCUGUUCUCCAUGCCCCGCCCCCAGCCUCUGUGUUUGCUUUCACCAUGCUGCCUCGGGUCCCUGUGCCAGGCCCAGGGAGGAGAGAGGGAUGCCCAAGUAGCGAGCUGAGUGCGAACCCCAGUCCUGGGGGCCAGAGCCGCCAUAGUGGGCAGACUGCAAAUCCUGUUGGACUCGAUGGACUGUUGGAGAGCCUUUCCUCUUCCAGAUCCCCUCUUCCAUCUUCUCCCCUCUCCCUUCUUCUCCUCCUCCUUCCUCUCCUCCUCCCGGUAUCCCAGGCCAAGUGUCCCAGCCCUAUAGCCAGGGGAGAUGGGCCAAUGAAAAUACCAAUUCCCUGGGGCACCAGCACCCUUCUUUGUGACCUGAAAUACUCGUGUAGAUUUUCCUGUCCAUCUCCCAAAAUCCCCACCCGCAGCAGAAUUCCAGCAUAGGGAAAUUUCAUCUUUCCACACUGCACUCCCUUCUGACCCAGACCCACUGCGCCGCAUUAAAUUAUGUUUUUAGACCAUGGGCUCCCUUGUCUUUGUCAGUAUGGCCCCUAACCUGAAACUUCAGGCAUCCACCGUGACGUAGAUCCCAAACCAGGGCCCAGUAACCUCAUCUGUGCCCUGAUCUCUGGCCACUGCCUCGUUCCCACAGCCUGAGAUGGGUGAAAAAAUGUGGGAAGGUGGGGAGUGUGUACCUCCCCUUUCCCUAAGAUCCACUGCUACACUGAAGCCCUGCCUUGGAGGGGAAGGAAGGCAGAAGGCAGGAGAGGAGAGUUAGGUCUUCAGUCUCAGGCAAUCAGGGCAACUUUGUCCUCUUGGCAUUUGGGAGGAGUCCAAAGGGAGGAUCCUCUGGGAAAGGAUGGGGACAGGGGCCUCCACACAAUAGGAGGUCCUGGUCACUGGGGACCUGUGAACUUUUAGACUCUAAGAGGGACAAGCAAAGCCCCCAGCAGACUCCCACAUCCUCAGCCCAGGCCCAUGUACCUGCAUCUCCAUGAUGUCUACAGUUCUGAAAUGAACUGGUAAGCUGAGGCAGUUCUGUGAAUCAUCCAGGUCCCGGCAUUGAGCCAGUAUUGUGGUGAGAAGGACAUUGUCCCCUCAAAAGGGGGAAGUCUUGGGGCUUUCUCUUCCUGUGGGCACAAUGGCCUGGUGUCCCUAUCUGUUCUCUCCCUUCAGAAUUCCUACCUGUUAGUUAGAGUGUUUCACAUAGCCUCAAUAUUUUCGUGUUCUGUUUUUGUUGUUAGAACACUGAGUUCUAAUAAGCAGUGAAUUUCUAUGCAGCAUCCAGUUACCAAAUCUUUCAGGCUGGGCUCCAAUUUUCCAUCCUGUCUCAGCCUCCCAGA
Messenger RNA from Octodon degus (degu), 2779 nucleotides. RefSeq names its product complement C1q like 2 (gene C1ql2). The record is from RefSeq and is a predicted model, not a curated record. The transcript is spliced from 2 exons. Gene Ontology annotation, molecular function: protein binding. NCBI's taxonomy places the organism in Eukaryota, Metazoa, Chordata, Mammalia, Rodentia, Octodontidae. Bases 474 to 1337 code for a protein of 287 amino acids.